UUAAUGCAGAAAAAGUAUUCAAAAUAAAAUGGGUUUAAGAAAAUGUUACUCUUCGUUUAUUGCCGUAUUGUUGUAUUUAAAUAUGUUUAUAAACUUCUCAAACGGGUCAAUUUUAGAUUGGAUAUGGCCAAAUAGAAAUGUAUGUAUGCCAGUGCAUACUUUGUUUUUGUUUUAGACUAACGCGGUGAAGUUUUUAAUUAAAAAAGAAGUAAAUAAUAUUUACUUGCAAAUAAACAUAAUUCAUAUCCUUUAUUUACAAUACAACUGGGGAAAGAUGAAAUUACUGUAGAAUGAAGGUAGAUGAAACUAUUUUUACAUUUCAGUACCGAAAAAUUUGAAGUUCAUAAACAAAAAGCGAAUACAAAUUGUAUAACAUUAAAUUCCUAGGUUGUAUAAUUUUGUUUCUUAGGUUUUUAUUCAAAUUAAGAUGUUUCAUCGGCUAAUAAAUAUGGGUUAUAGUUCUGGGAAUUUAUGCAGAAGUUGAAUACAGCUUUUCCAUCAAUCUCAGUCAAUAAGUAUCAAUUUAUUUGGGUAGUUAUUUUAGUUUUUAAGUGAAAGAAAAAUCUUCGUUUGUUAGAAUUUUGUUUUUGAAAAAUGUAUCUAUGUAUGUAUGUUUAUAUACAUACAUUUGAUUUAAGACCGAGCUGAUAUAAAUUCUAAGUUCUUUUUUUAAAAAAUGUGAAUAAGUAAAUUCUAAUAAUAAUAAGCAUUAGUAGUAUCGUAUAAAAAAUUUGACCAUUUAAAUUAAAAAUUAUGCAAAAAAUUAUUUCUUUUUUUAAAUCACGCUCUUAAGUUACCUACAUAUACAUAUAUGCACAUACAUAUGUGUACAAAAAUGUGUAAUCUAUAUAAAAAAAAAUUUUAUUAAAUUUGUUAUGUUUAUGACUGAAUAUUUUUAUGAUUAUGGAAAAAAUAAAAUUGAUCUAUCAUUUUGUAGAAUUAUUCAGUAGGGUGUUAAUGAAACUGAAUGAAUUUGCAAAUAAAUAUUAAUUUUAUCUUGUUAAAUACAUUUUAGUUCAAAAUUUCCGAACAGAUAUUGAGCACAGUGACUCUUCAUCACCAGUUAUUCCAUUCGAAUUUAGUGAAAACAAUGACCAAUUUAUUAUGGAUAUAUCUAGAGUGCUUGGAAUACGUCUUUCCGAUUUGGACUUCUGCCAACAGAGAGUUAUUUUGUCGUUGAAAAAUUCAUGCAAUGUGCUAACCGACGAAGAACUUGGAAAACUAGCAAUUUCUUUAAUGAAUUGCCAGCAUGUUAUAGAAAAACGUUCUGUCAUUAAUUGUUCUACAAAAGUUUCUUUAAGUGAUUGUAUAUCAGAGAUGAAUCAUGAUAUCAAGGUAUCAUAUGGAAAUGUUUUGAGUAGAACUAAAUCAGUAUGUUUAUCAAUAAGACAGAAUCAGUUUCGUGGUAUGACGGAAUUAACUAUAAAUAAAUUAAUACUUCAAGUUGAACGUUUGAGAGCAUCACAAAGUCAAUUAGAAAAGGCUACGCUUAAUACUAUUGAGGACAUAUCAGAUAACCAAUUAAAACUUCUAGAAAAACAAAGUGACUUAUUAAACUUAGUAAAUUCACAAAGAAAUUCAAUUGAAGAAAAUUUAAAAGAAAUGUUAAGGGAAAAGGCUGUUUUAAGAAGCGGCCGCGCUGAUCUUAGUUUAUUUAUUGGAAAACUUAAAUCUGAAAUUGUUAAAAACUUAAAUGAGCUUAAUGAACAAAACACUGAAACAAAAGAAAUUUUCAAAGAUUUUUUUGACGAUUUGGUAAAAAUAAAUGAAGUUUCAACCCGAAUAUCAAAGCAAUUAUUAGAUACUAACGUGGUUGUUGAAAAUUAUACAAAAAAAACUAAUGAAAAUUUCGAAGGUGCCGUUCAAAAAUUAAAAUACUUAAAUGAAGUUUUACAAAAUUUUGUUAACCAAAUUGAUAAGCUGAAACAAAAUUUUAAUGCCAAUGUUAAAUGGAUAGAACCAAUAUUAGGUGCUGGAGAUGAUUAUUCUCAUCGUUGCAGUAUUUUAAUUAUUCACACGCUAUACCUUCUUUUAGGAAUGAUAUGUUUGAUUUUCAUAAAUGCUUCAACAAGCAGUCGCUUUUUACUUCUUGGAAUUGUUUUGAUAAACUUCGUAUGCGCUAAUUAUGACCUUUUCAAUUUAAAUUUGAUUCUGUUGUUGAAAGUACUACUUGCAAUUCUUAUAGUAAAUUUGUGCAAUAAAAUAAAAAAUAAUUACGAUGUCAUUAAAAACCUUUUCAAACUUUUCAAGUUAAGUGAAAAUAGGGAUAUUCCGGAAAAAAACGUUCUGGAAACCAUUUCUGACACAAACGGGUAUAAAACUUUAAAUGUUGCCGCUGAAUGUAAUAAUAAUGAAUAUAUGGAUGGAAGAGAAGAAAUAAUUGUAAAUCAAAAUGAAUCAUAUGCCUCAUCACGGCAAAAUAGACUUAAUUUUCGUCCUAUUUUGGAGGAUUAUGACAAACGUUCAAGUUGUAAUUCAACUCCACUACAUACAACAGAACUGUCACGCAACGACUUAGGUCGAUGUAAAGCUAUCACAUGUAAAGGCUCUCGUUGUCACUUUAGUACACUUUCCAUGUAUACGGAUUUCUGUCGCAUACAUGAGUGCUUUUCUAGAGAUAUUUAAUUGUGUUGUUGAAUUAAAUAUAUGUUGAUGUAUGAAAAUUUUAAAAAAAGAUUUUUUACCAUAAUUUAUAAAAGCUACAUUAUGUAUGUACUGAAAUCAAAGACACAUAAAUAUAUAUUUAUCAGACAUCCGA
This is a messenger RNA of Condylostylus longicornis, 2758 nucleotides long. RefSeq names its product protein brambleberry-like. NCBI's taxonomy places the organism in Eukaryota, Metazoa, Arthropoda, Insecta, Diptera, Dolichopodidae. The coding region runs from base 1105 to 2625 and encodes 506 amino acids. The record is from RefSeq and is a predicted model, not a curated record. The transcript is spliced from 7 exons.